This is a messenger RNA of Xyrichtys novacula (pearly razorfish), 3402 nucleotides long. Lineage: Eukaryota; Metazoa; Chordata; Actinopteri; Labriformes; Labridae. The record is from the annotation of a GenBank genome assembly.
GACGACAUUACUUUCGGUUUCUUGUCGCGAAGACGAAAACUUAUCACCAAGUAAACAGCAAUGACAGUAAGUUACUAUCCUGAUAAAUACUCACAAGGAGUGGAGUACUUUGCCUUCACUACAUUGAAAAUAUGGCUUUCUUUACUGGAAAUAUCAACGAGGUGAUUGAGUAAUCGACGCACGGGCUUUGAUCGAUUAUACUUAAACAUUUAGAAAUCACAAGUGAACGUUUUCAGAUCAUUAAUGCUGUAAGUUUUAUCGAUGCUUUAGAUUUUUAAUCGUCCAGCACACGCCAAUAUAUAGAGACUUUGGAGAAACUGUGUCUAUAGAGCCAGGGAUUUUCCUGACAAGACUUAACUUUCAGUUUCGACGAAACGGUCCGAGGAGUAAACAGUGGCGCAGUAAGUAGAAGUAGAAACGGGUUGUUGUUUCUUUGGCUUGGGGAUGAAUUUUAUUCUAAUUAGAUUAAAUAUAUUGCACAGCUAAUUUAGCAUGAAGAAGUGAGAGGAGAACUACAUAUGCACUGAAAUAUGAGAAAUGAUCAUCUCCGGGAGUGAAGGGGAUUUCUCUAGGUCAGAAAUACCCUAAAUAAUUCAUGUGGAUCCUGUCAGAUGAUGAAGUAUAUUAUUGCAAAAUUUUCGGUGUUUAUUUCGAUUUUUAAUACACACUGAAGAGGCACUUGAUACAACCAAUAGUAAGAUUGUAAUACAAUGGAACUUCACACAAAUAAGUUGUGUCAAAAAAGUGUCAAAACUGCAGCAAGAAAGGACACAAAUUUACAAAGGGAGAAAAAAUCUUUUUUUGUCAGUUUUUCAUAAAUAGCACUUUUUUCACAAAUGAGCAUAGUGUAUCUAGCUUUUUAUGAAACCACAGUCUUUUUAACCGGCUAUUUCUAUUUUUUCAAUGUUUUUUUUUUUUUUGUUGUUGUUUGUUUGUUUUCAGCCAUAUUUUAAAUGAAUGAGCUUCAAAUACUUCAAGAUAACUUUAUUCAUCAUUUGAUCCCGAGUUUGAGUGUAAAUAUUCUGUUGCUUGAAGCGAAGAUAAAACUUGGUAAAAAUCAAUAUACUUUUCCUGUAUUACAUACUUGCAUCAGACAAAUGUAUUCUUUUACACAGCUGCUGCUUGGGUCUUGUGCAAGAUUUCUUAGGCGUUGAAGAUGAAUCAUCAACAAUACCCCCUAGCAGUGAAACCAUCUGAUCAUGAUGAGGUAACUGAAUAUGUAUAUUGGGUGUGAUCGGGUUGUUUUUGUUUGUUAAGUGUUUCUUUUUAUGGGUUGUACUUAAUAUGUUUGAGUGGAUGUAAUAUUGCAUGCAGGUUUGUCCUCGUCACUUGAUGGUUUUCUCCCUCUUGUUCCCAGAUGGAUUUGCCAGUGGAGGCUACAGUACAUUUGAGUAGUUUCUCCAACAAGACAGAGGCCCGAAACAUCCUCAAGUCACAUGGCUUUGAGCUAAAAGACCUGAGCAGUGAUCAGGUGCGUGUCAAGGGGUCGUUUCUGAAACUUCAAGCAGCAAAGGCGUCUUUGGAAAAACUUCGAUCCAAGACAGACAUUCCUCCGGACACAUACUCUCCGGUUUUGUCUGGAGCCACUUCCAAAUGCUUCAACCACACUGCGAGUGCAAGAGGCCGAUCGGGGUCUCGAAACAAGUCACCGCUUGCUUCUCCAUCUUCACCCAAAGCUCCGUCACCUGUGGCAUAUGGAUCCACCAAAAACAGUCGAGUCUCUCCAGACUACAGGGGUCCUUUUACUCCAGGACCAGACCAGAGUGGUUCAUUCCAACCUGAAAGAGAGUCCUUUCUUGUCGAUACAGAUGUGUUUGAAUAUGCAAAAAAACUCAGGAAAAAAGACAUAGAUCUCAUCUUGGAGAACCAUAAUGUCAUCAUGAAAGAUAGCGAUAUUACUGAAGAGAGUUGCAGCAUUACUUUAAUGGGGAAAAAUGCAAAAACAGCUGCAGGUAAACUCCAGAAUCUCCUGUGUGAUCUCAACAAAUCACUCCGCACUCAAGAAGUUCCUCUGAAAGACAUGGAUCACGAAGGCCGAGCUCUCUGGGAGAGAAUUCGUAAAAAUGAAAACCUCCAUAACUCAGUGCUUGUAAGUCAGACAACUGAUAAACUCCACCUCAUAGGAUCAUCUAAAGAGAGUUAUGAUCUGAAACAGAGGCUGUUGGGUGAACCGGUCGGCAACUCAGGACGUACAGGGAGGACACAUGAGAGAAACUCCAGGCUGAGGAGCAGCUCUUUGCCACCAAUCAGUAGAAGGAACACAGGCAGAGAUACAGGCGCUAACACUAAUCCAUCUCCUGGGGGUGCUGCAGGUUACUCCUCAUCAAAGUACCAGAGUGACAAACAGAACCAAUUUGAGCCUAAGCCUCCAGCGGCAACUGGUUUUAAUCCAGGUAGUUUGUUCCGAAGAAGAAGCCAGUCUGAGUCCCGCAAAAAACCCAAGACACAACAAACUUAUGUUGAUUUACAAGAAACACUAAAGAAAUCUCCAUCUGCUAAACCACCCAAGACCACAUUACGGCAAUUACUGAGUACUGAAAAUAUAUUGCAGAAGUUAAAAAGUAGAAAUACAAAGAAAAAUGAGAAGUAAUGGACUUUUUGGUGAAAGUACAAACUUUCUCUGUCUUGUUUUUUUUUUACCCUGUUUUAUCAAAUCUGGAGUCAAUUUAAGCUCCUAUGAGGAGUUUAUGAUAGGUAUUGAAACAGACUAAAAUGAACAGUCCUGCAUCUCUAUGACGUACGAAAGCAAGUUAGACCAUUUCCCUGAGGCCAUGCUUACAUUUUAAAGUAUGUUAUGAUUUAUGACCAACAGCCUCAAACUCAUAGACACUUGAUUAAAUACUAUUUACAGGAGAAGCCAAGUUGUAAACCUUCCUUCAUUAAUGUACAUCUUUACACACUUAAGUUUAGAGUCACCAUUUCACCCAGUUAGCCUUUCACUGGACUGUGGGAACCAGCAGGAGUAUGCACAGGGGGAAUUAAGAAACUCCACACAGAAAAGCCCCUGCAUGCUUUUGGAUUGGACCAGAACCCUUUUUUGCUGUAAGGGCAACCCAGCCUACCACUACAAGACCACACAGACUUUUUUUAAGACUAAACUGCAAAUACAUCUUUUUCUGUUUUAUCGACUAAUCGGUUAAUUGAUAGCACUUUAUAGCUGAGGAUUUGAGUUUUUUUUUCCUUCUGCUAUACGCUGAUUAUGGCUAAUACUGUUUUCUUCAAAAUCUGAAACCAUCAUCCUCCAUAAACACUAUUUGAUAGCUCUUGAUAAACACAAUUGUAUUGGACAAGUAAUGGUUAAUUUGCACUUUGAAUGUUUCUGUUGUGAACACUAUUUUGCACUAAAUUAGAGAACUUCUGAAUGUCUAAUAAAAAAAACUGACACAAGUUUGACAAUUUGGA